AUGGACAAGGCUCAAUCCGAUUUGGUGAUAUGGUAUAAACUCGAAACCGAAUUCUUGCGGGAUUACGUCAGGCACACAAGAUAUGGUGAGAAGGCGGAAAAUAGGAAUAAGAAGGUGAAGGAGGAUUGGAGCAAUUGCGGGGAACUCGGCAAGGGAGGCUUCGGUGUCGUCCAUAAGCAGAUCCAGAGAACUACGGGCAGUUUUCGUGCAGUGAAGGCAAUUGAUAAGAGGCUACACUCUAAGCUCGAUUACUCAAGGGAACUCCUUGUGAUGGCCGUAUUGGCAAAGGUUUGAGUUCUCACUCCGAAGGGACUUUGUUCCGGUUUACUCCCAUUAUGGAGUGUUGUUAUUAGAGUCUAAUGGUAAAUCGUCCUAGCGUCCAUCAUUAUUCGUGGAGUUCCUGGGAUGGUUCGAGGAGCCUGAGACUCUGUAUAUUGCAAUGGAGUACCUCCAGGAAGGUGACCUCACUGGGCACAUCGACACACCACUACCACAAGAAACCGUUCGGGAUAUUUCAAAACAACUACUAGAAGGUCUAGAAGUAAUGCAUCAACAGGGGAUAGCUCAUCGGGAUCUAAAGCCUGCGGUAUAAUCCUUACCUCUAGACUCCUUGUUUAACCUGCAUCACAGAAUACUGACGGAUGUACAGAAUAUAUUUGUGGUUUCUAUGUCCCCCGUCUGGGUAAAACUAGGGGAUUUCGGAGUGUCGAAGCGGAUCCAAGCCCAAGCUACUACGACCUUUCACACCCAGGUGUCAACUCAAGUGUACAGCGCACCCGAGGUUUUAGGGUUAGACUCGAAUAGUGAAACCUCGGACUAUACCAAUUCCGUCGACAUUUGGUCCCUCGGAUGUGUGGUGUACGAGUUACUUGUGGGGACACGGUUAUUUGUUACAGAGGGUCUAGUAUCCCGCUACUUCUUCGGGAAAUGGCCUUUCCCCGAGGAUAAACUAAGGGGAUUAUCACCCCCAACCAGCGAGGCCGGGAUUUCGUUAAUAAAGUCAAUGCUCUUAAUACAACCCGAGGAUCGCCCCACAGCGGUGGGCGCACUGCGGCAUGAGUGGUUG
Tuber aestivum (summer truffle) is the source of this 1066-nucleotide messenger RNA. The record is from the annotation of a GenBank genome assembly. Lineage: Eukaryota; Fungi; Ascomycota; Pezizomycetes; Pezizales; Tuberaceae.